AUGGAUGAGGAUAAGCUCCCAUCUGUACUGCCUGGGGAAGAUGGUGCCACCCGGGACCCCAGCCUGGAGCCUGCGGAGGAGCCCCCAGUCCAGAAUGGAAUGACGGCCAGCGAGGACCUGAAUAGUAGCCACAACAGCCCAGGACGUGAGAUGAGGGGCACCCUGGUGGACACUGAGGAGCCCACAAAGGGCCCGGACAUGGCCCUCCAUGGCCUCAGCCUUGGCCUCUCCCUCACCAAUGGUCUAGUCCUGGGGCCAGACUCGAACAUUCUUGAUGAUUCUACGGGGUCCAGGCCCUGGAGGGCGGGUGGGCUAGCAGAAGGCGAAGAUGCCUCUCGGAGCUUUUGUCCAGACACUGAGGACCUUCAAUCAGGGCUGGGUGGCCCUGGAGAGCCAGAUGUCCGGGACGGCUUCAGUGCCACGUUUGAGAAGAUUGUGGAGUCGGAACUGCUACGGGGCACCCAGUACAGCAGCCUCGACUCCCUAGACGUGCUGAGCCUCACGGACGAGAGCGACAGCUGUGUCAGCUUUGAGGCUCCCCUUACACCCCUCAUCCAGCAGCGGGCCCGUGACAGCCCUGAGCCAGGGAGUUCUGUGGGCCUUGGGGACAUGGGGCCCGCAGGGGACACGGGAGCAGCCGGCGGUGAGGGGGAGCUGGGCAGCCCCCUGCGGCGUUCCAUCUCCAGCAGCCGCUCAGAGAAUGUCCUGAGCUGCCUGUCUCUCACGGCCGUGCCCAAUGGCUUCCAUGAAGAUGGACUCCAGGGCCCAGGCGGGGAUGAGGAGGAGGAAGAGGAGGAGGACACGGACAAGCUGCUGAACUCGGCCAGUGACCCCAGCCUCAAGGAUGGCCUGUCCGACUCGGACUCAGAGCUGAGCAGCUCGGAGGGGCUGGAGCCUGGCAGCACAGAUGCGCUGGCCAACGGGUGCCAGGGGGUCAGCGAAGCUGCUCGGCGGCUGGCUCGCCGCCUCUACCACCUCGAGGGCUUCCAGCGCUGUGACGUCGCCCGGCAGCUGGGCAAGAACAACGAGUUCAGCAGGCUGGUGGCCGGGGAGUACCUCAGCUUCUUCGACUUUUCAGGCCUGACUCUGGACAGAGCACUCAGAACCUUCCUGAAGGCCUUCCCGCUGAUGGGGGAGACACAGGAGCGAGAGCGGGUCCUCACUCACUUCUCCCGCCGGUACUGCCAGUGCAACCCCGAUGACAGCACCUCGGAAGACGGGAUCCACACGCUCACCUGUGCCCUGAUGCUGCUCAACACGGACCUGCAUGGACAUGUCACGUGCUCCUCCUACCCAUCAUCCCACAAGUCCGAAUGUGGCCCAUCGAAGCGCCACACCCCAGGUAGCCCCUACCUGUCGAAUGGCAGUUUCCCUCCAGAGGCGUUCUCGUCACCCUGCCCCCCACCAGCCAAACAGUGGAGUGACAGGUGGUAA
Molecule: messenger RNA, 1434 nt
Organism: Myotis lucifugus (little brown bat)
Lineage: Eukaryota; Metazoa; Chordata; Mammalia; Chiroptera; Vespertilionidae
Gene: PSD2
Product: pleckstrin and Sec7 domain containing 2
Exons: 8
Coding region: 1-1434 (477 amino acids)
Biological process (GO): regulation of ARF protein signal transduction
Molecular function (GO): guanyl-nucleotide exchange factor activity
Source: RefSeq, a predicted model, not a curated record